CCCCAAAGCUGCUAAGUGUCACAUUCAACUCCCCAGAGCAGUCGGCCAUAGCACUUCAACGGUGGUAUGAGAUCAAGGGGAAAUUGGGAGGACACAUCCGAUGCUGCGAAAGCAGACCUCGAACCCUAAGGAGGCAGCAAACGGAGGCCUUAAUACGUCCUCAAGCUUCAGUGACACUAGAGCGAUGCAGUUCUGAGAAUAACAGUCUGUGCCACCCAAGUGUCCUGCCUAAAUCCAAGGGAAAAACCACAACGGGCCGGUUCCAUCGGAACUAGUCCCAACAUUAAGUCCCCUACCAGCAGACAGCUUCACGUCAACUACCCCGCAACACGCUGAGGUUGUAAGACUCACUGUCAGCUGCCUAUAUAGCAAUGUGAGGGGGCUGAGAGGAAAAAUAGGUGAACUCCGAAAUCUCCAAGCACACCUACAACUGAAAAUGAUCAUUCUCACCGAAACAUGGCUAACCCCCACUAUCGCCGAUAAUGAAAUCAGUAUAGGUGAUAUGGUUUUAGUCAGGAGAGACAGGGAUAAUAAGGAAGGAGGGGGAGUUGCCAUAUACUUUGAUAGACAACUUAAAUGUGUGCGCGCAACGGACCCACCACUUAUUGAACUCCCAGACUCCAUAUGGUGUCAUUUCACCGUAGGCCACACCAAGCAUUUACUUGGUGGCAUCUACCGAUCUCCCACAUGUGGGGCAGAGCACAAUCAGCUACUGCUCACCACUAUCACAGGGAUACGAGACUUGGGCUAUGACCAAAUCACCAUUGCUGGAGAUUUCAAUGCCCCAUCACUGAACCUUGGCUCGGGGUAUGCUAAGGGAAAAUUCGGCCGAAAUCUACUGCAAGCUAUUCGGAACACGGGACUGACUGAGAACGUUGGAGACGACACUAGGUGGGGCCCUAGUGGAAAGUCAUCAAAACUAGACUACAUUCUGACUAGUGACCAACUUCUUGUCGAAAAGGUCCAGAUCAUGACUCCUCUAGGAAGUAGUGACCAUGCAGUCAUAGGUUUCGACCUCGUUCUCCGUGAGCAUUUGCAGUGGGACGCUACGCAACCAUGUCUGUGUUACAGCAAGGCUGACUAUGCUGAAAUGCGGAGGCUCUUGUCCGACGCAGACUGGCCCUUAGCAUGGGAUGAGCUGUCUGUGGAUGAACACUGGGAAGCGGUAAAAAAGAUUAUUCAUACAGUAAUCUCGAAUACCGUCCCUUUAGUCACAACACAGUCCAAAAGAAAGUCAUCAUGGUUAAAGAGAGGUACGCAGCGUAUUCUGCAAGCAAAGCGGAAGGCUUGGUUUACGUGGCGCGUAUCUAAAAGCCAGAUCGACCAUGAUGCAUACCUGGAACUCAGGAACCGGUGCAAUGCAAGAGUCAGGAGGGACAGGAGGUCAUUCCAGGCUAACCUUGCUAAAAAACUCCUGGCAAACCCCAAGAAUUUGUACCGAUUCAUGUCGGAAAGGAAACCAACCAACCAGGGGGCAUGCGCCUUAGUAGGCCAAAACGGUCAAUAUCUCACUAGUCUGGAGAUGGCUGAAACAUUUAGUUUAGCCUUCGCCAAACAGCUAAACAGCAAUGUGGGUAUUACCGUUACGGACCAAAAUGGUGGCAUGACUAUUUCACAGGAGGAAGACCAAAUAGCCACCCCCCCAAAUAAACCCUGCAAUAGUACUGAGAAAGCUGCAGCGACUCAUACCUGGGAAGUCCCCAGGUUGUGAUGACAUCAGGCCAUCUGUUCUGAAACAGUGCGCCGAAGCUCUCUGUAGGCCUUUUGCGACUUGUUCCAACACUCCAUGGAAUCAGGGAAACUGCCAAAGGAAUGGAAAAGAAGCAUCCUUUCUCCGAUCUUCAAGGGUGGGGAUAGGCAAAAUCCCACAAGUUAUAGACCAGUAGCUCUACUCCCAGUGGUAUCGAAAGUACUGGAAAGUAUUAUUGAUGAUCACAUCAGGGAAUAUCUGGAUAGGUCUAAAAUACUCCAUGAAGCCCAACACGGUUUCAGGAAAGGGCGAUCCUGCGUCACCAACUUAUUAUCAGCUUGGGAGGACUGGACAUUAUGCUGGGAUAUGAAUGUUCCAGUCCAUGUGAUCUUUCUAGACUUUGAGAAGGCAUUUGACACUGUUCACCAUGACCUUCUCCUACACAAAAUAAGCCAAGUAGGGUUAGGUAAACCACUUCUGUCAUGGUUGAAGGACUACCUAACUGAAAGGCAAUUUUGCACCAAGGUCAAUCGAGUUCGAUCAUCAUGGCACAGCUCGUCAUCAGGAGUGUCGCAGGGUUCUAUCCUGGGACCACUGAUGUUCUUGAUUUUUAUCAAUGAUUUACCAUGCCGUCUAAGCUGCCCGACUCUUCUAUACGCUGAUGACGUGAAGAUAUGGAGGGCGAUAAAGUGUCCGGAGGACUCAGAUAGACUGCAGGCAGAUCUAAGGCUUCUGGAAGACUGGGCGGUAGCCAGUGGCAUGACUUUCAACCUGAAAAAGUGCAAAGUAGUGAAGUUGCGCACCUGUAGACUGCAGAAUGCAAGUUACACCCUGUGCAAUGAAAGCUUGUCCUGCUCAACGUCGGAACGUGACUUAGGUCUAGUUCUAACGGAGAAAAUGGACACAAGCGUAAAUUACACGGGGGAUGUAGCGAGGGAAUAUGCGGUCAUACACUUUACACAUAGACAAUUAGGUGCACUCACUCCUGAGCUCUUUCUAAGGUUGUAUAAAACAUACGUCAGACCGCAUCUUGAAGUGCAUAAUA
Trichobilharzia szidati is the source of this 2735-nucleotide messenger RNA. The record is from the annotation of a GenBank genome assembly. Lineage: Eukaryota; Metazoa; Platyhelminthes; Trematoda; Strigeidida; Schistosomatidae.